Cladocopium goreaui is the source of this 1003-nucleotide messenger RNA. The record is from the annotation of a GenBank genome assembly. NCBI's taxonomy places the organism in Eukaryota, Dinophyceae, Suessiales, Symbiodiniaceae.
CAGGUGUGAGCUGAGCAACAAAUGGGAGCCGGUGACGCCUUGCGACGCCGUGUGUGGCAAAGGCCACUUCAAAGUUAUGAAGAAGGUGCUGCAGAAGCAGGAAGAUGAUGAUACCUGCAUCCCAGAGUACAAGUGGCUACCCUGCGAGCGUCAGAAGUGCACCGAGUUCACCGUAUCACGAACAUCUCCAAGCCUGGUGCCAACGCCAGAAGAUAGGGUGGACUUGGUGCUGAGUUGGUCUCAGAAGACCAUGGCUCGCAAGAUCAGUAUUCGUGCACCCAUCGGAUACAAAUUUGGAGAGAAGGCUGAGGAGGCAUGCAAGAUAAAAUUCCACAGUCUUCAGCCUUAUAUGGAGUCCUGUAAGGUGGCGGAACAGCUGAACUCUGUCGAACUGGCCUUCGCCACUCCCUUGCCACCGGCGGAGACGGGCGGCGCGCAGCAGGGCCCUGCCAAGGGGAGGUAUGAGAUAGGCAUCGAAGUAGAAACCCCCCUGUGCGAGCCGAUCGAGCGUUGGGUCGCUGAUCCGAUUCGACAUAAGAUCAUCUGCAAUGAACAUCCUGAUCGAACGCGUUGGGAGAUCCAGUUCUUAGCAUCGGAGGCAGAUGCGGGCGCUGAGAUUCGGGACGCCAUGGGUUUCUUGAUGGAGUAUCGGGAGCCCUCAGGCAUUCAGCUGCCCAAGAAGCUGAAGCUGAAAGCGGAGCAGAUCUUGCUUGAUGAAGCUUCGCCAACGACCACCACGGUAAGCACUACAACACUUCCUCCUCCUCCGGAUUUGAAGCCGCAUGCAGAAGUUGGCUGGGUCUUGUGCAUGGGCGAUCGAGACCCAGGAUAUUGUCAGGACCGCAGUGGCCAGUCCAACGUGAUUUGCGGCUGGGAGAAUGUUUGUCAGGUGCGUACGGACUGAGGACGAAAACUAUGAAGUUGAAGAUGCCAGUCCGACCUUCGCGGUGGAUGUUGCACGGUGAAGAAAGAGAAUUGGCUGCGGAUCAGAACGGAACGAAAC